AUGUGCGUGAACAUAUGUCAUCCCAAGAAUAAGACCGGACAUACGGGAUUGCAGGUUGGCUGUUCGCCGGUUCGUUUGAACGGCAUCGCCGUCGGAAAUGGCUGGCGGAUGGCUCCGCCGACCCCAAACGAACUUUUUUACUUGCGUAGCCGCCCUUGCCCGGAAAUAGAAGGACCAGCACCAUGCGCCUCGUGCGGCGCCUGCGUUUCCCAGCCGUCGCCGCUUAGGGCGGGCAUGCAGGGCAUCGACGGCAUCGUUUCGACUUGGAUGAAGCCGACAUGCAGAAUGUCGAGCUGCUUUGGGUAUUCGAAGCCGUCGAGCUUGUUUUCGAAGUGGUUGACGAUCAGCACAAGGCCAUCAUCGUCCUGCAUGAUCGCUAUUCGUCGUGCCGCGCACGACCAGCAGGUUGAUGAUUCAGCUUCAUGGUCGCCUUCCGUUGGUGAGACGGACACGAGCCGAUCGUGGUCAGAUCGACGACCGGCCACGCACGAGGGCAACUCGUUGUGUCCGGCCACGGCCAAGAGCGGCAUCACCUGCUCAAGCGCGCUUAGCAGUUUAGUCCGUGUACACACUGUGCGUCAAGCGAAGGGAGCUGGCUUCAGAAACGAAGGUUCAGAGGGGACAGCAUCGGCGAGCUCAGGCUACAGACGCCUCCCGAUCCAGCCGUUUUCCCAAAACCUGUUCCUGAUUGCAUUUUCCCGAAACGGCUCGUCGGCGAUGGAGAAACGGGACUGCUGCGAUAAGUUGAACGGCUGGCCGGGAUGCCCGCGCCGAUCUGCUAAAAACGGCAAACGGUGGAUCGGUCUGUUUGUCGCUGUUUGA
Acanthosepion pharaonis is the source of this 822-nucleotide messenger RNA. NCBI's taxonomy places the organism in Eukaryota, Metazoa, Mollusca, Cephalopoda, Sepiida, Sepiidae. The record is from the annotation of a GenBank genome assembly.